CGCCGACCGAAGGUUAAGUACGCUGCUGCGCCACCUGCUGCCUUCCUCCCCACGAACAUCGCCAGCAACCGCCACCUCCGCCGACUCCCUCCAACCUUCCCCCACCAUGGCCUCCUCCUCCGCCUCCGUCUUCGCCGCCGUCCCGCAGGGCCCGGAGGACCCCAUCCUCGGGGUCACGGUCGCCUUCAACAAGGAUCCCAGCCCCGUCAAGGUCAACCUCGGCGUCGGCGCCUACCGGACCGAGGAAGGGAAGCCCCUGGUGCUGAACGUCGUCAAGCGCGCCGAGGCGCUGCUGCUCCAGAACCAGUCACGUAUUAAGGAGUACUUGCCGAUCACUGGGUUGGCAGAUUUCAACAAGCUGAGUGCCAAGCUCAUCUUUGGCGCUGACAGUCCUGCUAUUCAGGAGAAUAGGGUGGCUACAGUGCAGUGCUUAUCAGGGACUGGUUCUUUACGGGUGGGAGGUGAAUUUCUUGCAAGGCACUAUCAUGAACGCACUAUCUACAUCCCAAACCCAACCUGGGGGAAUCACCCGAAAAUCUUCACCUUAGCUGGCCUGACCGUUAGGACUUACCGCUACUAUGAUCCUGCAACCCGUGGACUGGAUUUCCAAGGACUCCUAGAAGACCUCAGUUCAGCUCCCUCAGGCGCAAUUAUACUGCUUCAUGCAUGUGCCCACAACCCUACCGGAGUGGACCCAACCGUGGAUCAGUGGGAACAGAUCAGGCAGCUGAUGAGAUCAAAAGCAUUGCUACCAUUCUUUGACAGUGCUUAUCAAGGAUUUGCAAGUGGAAGCCUUGACAAAGAUGCUCAGUCAGUGCGCAUGUUUGUUGCUGAUGGUGGUGAAUUGCUCAUGGCUCAAAGCUAUGCUAAGAACAUGGGAUUGUACGGAGAGCGUGUUGGUGCCUUAAGCAUUGUUUGUGGGAGUGCUGAUGUAGCUGUUAAGGUUGAAAGUCAACUCAAGCUUGUAAUUAGGCCCAUGUAUUCAAACCCUCCUCUUCAUGGUGCCUCUAUCGUGGCUACCAUACUUAAUGACCGUGGUAUGUUUGACGAAUGGACCAAGGAGCUGAAGGGCAUGGCUGAUAGGAUAAUUAGCAUGAGGCAACAGCUUUUUGAUGCGCUGAAGACAAGAGGCACUCCUGGAGAUUGGAGCCACAUCAUUAAGCAGAUUGGGAUGUUCACUUUCACUGGGCUCAACAGUGAUCAAGUAGCCUUCAUGAGGCAGGAAUUCCACAUUUACAUGACAUCUGAUGGGAGGAUCAGCAUGGCUGGUUUGAGCUCCAGGACUGUGCCCCAUCUUGCAGAUGCCAUAGAUGCGGCAGUUACAAAACUGAAGUGAACGAUAACAUUUGAUCCCUUCCCGCAAUAAAAUUACCUACAGCAGUGUCCUAAGGGUUCAACCAGUGGUGUUAGUGGCUGAACUAAGAGAAUUUGCCUUGUGGACUUACUAGACUCGUUUUCUGAGGUCGUUUUGUACACAACGGAUGAAAAAGAUGAUGGUGAUUUGGAAUCCCAUAAUAAGCUGCACUUGUGAUGCUUUGUACCUUUAAACACUGAGGUAUUUAUACUGCAGCACUGUAAAAUGCUUAGUUUCGGGAA
Molecule: messenger RNA, 1596 nt
Organism: Lolium rigidum
Lineage: Eukaryota; Viridiplantae; Streptophyta; Magnoliopsida; Poales; Poaceae
Product: aspartate aminotransferase, cytoplasmic
Exons: 12
Coding region: 107-1336 (409 amino acids)
Biological process (GO): amino acid metabolic process; biosynthetic process
Cellular component (GO): mitochondrion
Molecular function (GO): pyridoxal phosphate binding; L-aspartate:2-oxoglutarate transaminase activity
Source: RefSeq, a predicted model, not a curated record